Messenger RNA from Macrosiphum euphorbiae (potato aphid), 3564 nucleotides. Lineage: Eukaryota; Metazoa; Arthropoda; Insecta; Hemiptera; Aphididae. The record is from the annotation of a GenBank genome assembly.
AUGUUAUUGUACAGCAGGAAGAAAGUGCGAUACAGACGUGAUGGAUAUUGUUGGAAAAAAAGAAAAGACGGCAAGACUACUCGUGAAGACCACAUGAAGUUGAAAGUCCAAGGAACCGAGUGCAUUUACGGGUGCUAUGUACAUUCAGCGAUACUUCCAACAUUUCACAGAAGGUGUUACUGGUUAUUGCAAAACCCUGAUAUGGUGUUGGUGCACUAUUUGAAUGUACCGUAUCCAGACGACAACAAAUUAUCGGUAAUUUCGCCGAGCCUCGCACUGUGGGCUGAUCGUAAAGAGUGGACGAAAGAUGAAUUACUAUCUCAGUUGAAACCCAUGUUUUACGAGGAAGACCCUGACCUUAGCAACGAAAUGGAAGUAUCGACGGCCGAAUGCGUAGCCGCCAUGGUCACACAGCUGAUGGAGUGGCAGAAGAACGCCAGGGCGACUCUACUUAGCCGAACGCUGGAAUGCGGAUGUCCGGACUCCACGUGCGCGGACGGACAAUCGUGCUCGCGCCCGAUCAGACGGAUUUCGCCGUCAGACAGCAAUCAGGUGUCGUCGACAACUGGAAAUCGAUCGCGCCCCGGUACAAUGUUACUCACCAACCACCACGUUAACUCGUCCAGGACCACGAUGAACACGUUAAUGAUCGCUAAUCACGUCAAUCAUAAGGCACAAAGUGGGCCAACCUCCUUGAACACCACAUUGAACAACAACUUGUUGUCAAAUUCCACGAGGGAUUUUCGCAAUCAACCACAACAACAGCAACCGCAACAACAACAAAUAAUUCUCAAGCACGAUUGCAGAGAUAACAAUCAAAUAUUAAACAACAGACAACCACCGAUCAACGUGACGGACAAUAAUCACAUUCCCACUACAAUGAUAUCGUAUAAGCCACAAGGUUCAGACGAAGUGAUCCACGUGUAUACCGAAAAACAAACGUAUCACACUUCGCAAAAUCAAGACGAGCACGCUGUACACUUGUUCCACGGACAAGAUCAUCUAAAACAACAGUCAGACCACGUAAAAUCGGAAUUCUAUGAUGUCACAUUAGAUUUGUCCCACGAUGACAUACAACAGACGCUUUCAGCCAAUAUGCCUGUCUCGUGUGCCAAUGCUGAUCAAUUGCUACGAUUGGAUGACGAUCAUAGUAAUAAAAAUCUAGACGGGCAUGGAGACGAUGUAUUUGUGAGUCUCGAUGCGUUUGAUAUGCUUACUGACUUCCAAGAACUUGAUAUCCUAGAACAUGCAACGCAACAUGCUUCAAAUUUGGUUACGGAAAUAGGAACAAAUGCAGCGGAUAUGCAGCCACACGGGCAACCACAAUUAGACAUGGACGUACUACAAAUAACUGAUUACUGUCCUGAAUGGGCAUUUCCUGAGGGAGGCGUUAAGGUACUAAUCACGGGACCUUGGUUUUCUUCCUCUUCAUACACUGUUAUGUUUGAUACGAUCACAGUUCCAAGCACUUUGAUUCAAGGAGGUGUCUUACGAUGUUACUGUCCAGCUCAUGAUAUAGGCACCGUUACAUUGCAAGUAGUCAUUGAUGGCAGGCCAGUAUCUACCACCGCGAUAUUUGAAUACCGUCAACAUGAAUUCCCACUAACUAUUUCCUCAUUAUCAAUGUCACAUACACCAUCCCUACUCAAGUUUCAUUUGUUACAAAAACUUGACUCCAUCGAAGAUUACUUACAGCAGCCGAGCAAUCAACAAACAGACCAACCAUUAAAAGAUAGUAUCGUUAUGUUUAGCAAGCCCAACUUUGAAGAUCAGCUUGUAAAUUAUUGUGAAAAAAUGAAACAGUUUUCGUGGAAAUCUGAAUCUGAAUGUAACGUUAAGCAAUUAGAAACCGAAACCACUAUUUUACAUAUGGCUGCUUUUUUGGGAUAUUCUAAACUUGUGUGCAUACUACUUCAAUGGAAAUUAGAAAACGUGUCACAGUUUUUGGAAAUGGAAGUCAAUGUUUCAAAACAAGAUCGUGAAGGAUAUACGCCACUGAUGUGGGCUUGUAAAAAAGGACACAAAGAUACAGCAGUUUUACUGUGUCAGUGGUAUCAAACUGUUCAAAAUUCAAAUAACAAUUUUAAUCAGGAUUACUCUCAACCCGAUAUAUUAGAAUCCGUUCAUCAGUAUUUCAACGAUUUCAAUCAAAAUCAGUACUGCACCAAUGACAAUUCAAGUAACGAUGUAUUUUUAAGGCCCGAUGGAAUCAAUAGUGACGUUAAGAAAGAAAUUAAUCAAACCACCGAUGAGCCAAAUAAUCCAAUACCACCGCCUAAUAAAUCUGUUACCAUAUUAUGUUCAAAAGGGGAAACCAAACCAGAUAAAAACGAAAUAAAACCACAAGAAACUCAAGGUUCCAAAAGACCAUUACCCAAUAGCUUCUUCCAAACGGAUGACUAUUACGAUCAAUUUUGCAAACCAUCACUCUAUUUCCCAUCUAUUCAAAAGUUCCAAAAGAGUUUGUUUCUUCCACUACAAUCUCCUACAUCGGAUAGCGGAAAUUCGUCCGAAAAAUCACCAGUAUUAACAAAGUCUGAUUUUAUAAUUUGCAUGGUAACCGCGCUGGCCGAUGGACCGGCGGACGGAGCCGUGGGUAGUGAGAACGAUGGCAAUGGUAACACGCGAUCCGACGAACGUCAGAACGAUGAACGAAUCGAAGACGCUGUUCAAACGCCCAAAGAUCCCGCUGAACACGGGGAACACGAUGUUCGUGUUUUAACAUUAGCCGAACAAUUCAUAGCGGCUAUGCCUGAUCAUAUUAAGAAUGAAAACGGAUCACAUGGUAAAAUUGUAGAAUCAUCAAUUAUUACAAUGGAAGUGCUCGACGAUCCUCCGUCAUCUGUGUCGUCAUGUUGUUUUGAUACCAACUCUGAAAUGAACACGGAAUUCAAUGAACAUGUUUAUCAUUAUCGGCAAAAAGAUCGAGAAAUAGAAACACCCACCUCCAGCACCAGUUUAACCUUAAGUCCAGUGUCGAGUGCAUCACAAUGUUCGCCCGCAUCACCACCACCGACUGCUGCAGAUCUAUGUGAAUUUCUCCAUGCUUCGUCAAACAAUCAAUAUUUUGAAAAGAAUUUUUCGAACCUUACACUGUCCGAUUACGAACAACGGGAAUUAUAUGAGGCGGCCAAGACUAUUCAGAAGGCGUACAGAACGUACAAAAAAAGAGAAGAGGAUAAAGAAAUUUCAGCUGCUUCGGUCAUUCAAAAUUAUUAUCGCCGUUACAAACAGUAUGCAUAUUACAAGCAGAUGACAAAAGCUGCUAUUCUAAUUCAAAAUCAGUACCGUAUAUACAGAAGACAUAAGCGGUUUAAAAAAGAAACUCCUUGUUACACUAAUAACACGUUCACUGUUAUUAAAAAAAAUCAAAAUCAAAAACGUCAAAACCAAGCAGCUCGAAAAAUUCAACAAUUUAUGCGACAGUCCAAGCAUGGUACGUCUCCUCCUGCCACUAUCAACGAACGCACUUUUGGAUCUCGUAAGCGAGAAGCUAAUGGUAAUCACAAUAUGAAAUAUCCUCCGACAAAAGUGGCCCAAUACUCGACACUCAACCACAACUGA